This is a messenger RNA of Tauraco erythrolophus (red-crested turaco), 516 nucleotides long. Lineage: Eukaryota; Metazoa; Chordata; Aves; Musophagiformes; Musophagidae. The record is from RefSeq and is a predicted model, not a curated record.
CUGCGAGGAACCGUGCAGCCUGCGGGAAGCUUCAACGAUGAUGGGGACGCGCAGGUGCUGAGGAAGGCGAUGAAGGGCCUGGGCACGGACGAAGGGGCCAUCAUCGACGUGGUGACACAGAGGAGCAAUGCUCAGAGGCAGCAGAUCCUAAAGGCUUACAAGGCUCACUAUGGCAGGGACCUGAUGGCAGACCUGAAAUCCGAGCUGUCGGGCAGCUUGGCCAAGCUGAUCCUUGGGCUCAUGCUGACGCCAGCGCAGUACGAUGCCAAGCAGCUGAGGAAGGCUGUGGAGGGGGCCGGCACAGACGAGAGUGUCCUCAUUGAAAUCAUGGCCACACGGAACAACCAGGAGAUCGCGGCUAUCAACGAGGCGUAUCAGGAAGCAUACCACAAGCGACUGGAAGACGACCUGAGCUCUGACACAUCGGGGCAUUUCAAGAGGAUUCUCGUCUCCCUGGCUCUGGGCAACCGCGAUGAAGGACCAGAGAACCUCACGCAGGCACAUGAAGAUGCCAAG